This is a messenger RNA of Cloeon dipterum, 4516 nucleotides long. Its product is annotated as transient receptor potential cation channel protein painless-like. The coding region runs from base 221 to 2980 and encodes 919 amino acids. The record is from RefSeq and is a predicted model, not a curated record. The transcript is spliced from 7 exons. Gene Ontology annotation, molecular function: protein binding; monoatomic ion channel activity. Gene Ontology annotation, cellular component: membrane. NCBI's taxonomy places the organism in Eukaryota, Metazoa, Arthropoda, Insecta, Ephemeroptera, Baetidae. Gene Ontology annotation, biological process: monoatomic ion transport; transmembrane transport.
GAAACGUCACUGGCGGCGCGCGAUUGGCCGCCCUGCUGCCUCGCCUAAUGUUACCUGGUAGCACAAAGAGCAGAGAGGAGUCUAGCGGAGCAGACGCAACACACCUUUUAUCCCACGUAGGACAGGUGAAAAGAGGAUCAAUAAAGUGUGUGUAACUCUUACGACGCUCCCGAUAAUACGCAUCCAAGAAAGUCCGAUUUUCAGCCCCAAAUAUAGAAUAAUGACAACAAAUAAGAUGGAUACCGAGAAAUUGAUAGAUCUGAUGAACAGCGGUAGCGAAAUUGAAUUUUGCAAUUUCUUGGAGAACGCUCAUAAUUUAAAUCCUGUUCAUAUUCUACGCGUUAUUUGCGACGCAAAAAACAUUGAGGAAGAAACUCGUUGCAAAUUUGCCACAAAACUACUGGAAAAGCACGACGCUCACGGCAGCAAAGCACCCUUUCCAGUUCACCAAGCAGCAGGAAAUGGUUACUUCCAACUAUGCAGUGCUCUAAUCAGGCACCCAAAACACCCCGCGAACGUAAAGGUGCGGAGUUUAAAUGGUGAAACCACUAUCAUCCGGGUCGUGCGCGGGGCAGUGAAAAGAAAAAGCGACGCUACCAGUGAAGAGGAUGCCCUAAAUCUCAUCGAGACAUUAACAGGAAUUGAUCCCGCAAGCGUCCACGUCAGAGACAAUGUGACUAACAAAUAUACUGCUGUUCACUUGGCAGCAAAGCAUGGGCUUUGGAAGUUAGUCGAAUUUUUCCUUAAAAACAAUGCUAACAUUAACAUUCAAAUUGGAGACGAUACAGCCAGGCAAUUAAUAGCGGCCUACCACGAAGACUGGGUGAAAGAUUACGCUGGAAGUACUGAACUGGGCGAAGAUCGCAUGGAACAAUUGGUUUCGGAGUUGGAAAAUUCACAGAAGGGCAAAGAGCAGAUAUUCAGCAAAUGGCUAGAAGACAAUAAAUCAAAUCUGCAAUUAGACGAGCUGUGCAAAGGAGAAUACACAUUGCUGCAGUAUGCCAUACGGAACCGACUCCCCAAUAUGGCUAAGAGUCUUAUUGCGAGGAAUGCCGAUCCAAAUACUGCAUUUUAUUGUGCCCUCGAUGCAGGAGAGGAAUACUUUACCAUCAUAAAGGAGUCACAAAUAAAGCUGAACGUAACGCCGUUGGACGACCUAAAGCAAACCGUUCUCCAUAAAGCAGUGCUUUCUGAAUGUCCAAGCGUCAAUGUGGUGGAGUUUUUGAUUAAUGCCGCGAGGGAGCAAGAAAAUGUGGAUUUUGUAAAGUGGAUAAAUGCCAAGGACCAUAAUGGCUUGACCGUUCUUCACAUUGCUGCCGUGCUGUACUUAAAUGACGUGGUGAUUCUCCUGCUUAAAAAUGACGCCAAUAUAUUCAUUAAAGAUGAUUUCGACCUGCCCGCUUUUUACCACGUCCAGCCAGAGUUGAUUGAAGAACAUUUGGACAGACAGAUCACACGUACGGAGCCUCUGAAAGACUACGGAAUUGUUUUCGACCUCCGUUUUCUCGAUGUUCCGCGCGAAAAGACAGAGAGAAGCGCGGAUAAAGAGACCUCUAUUAUUAUCUACCAGGCCGUUCCUAAGGACGAAAACAAGACAAAAGCGAGGGAAUACGAAAUUCAAUCGGAAAUGGAGCCGCUGAGAAUGUUGGCGGACUCUUCUCUCCACUCACGCCUUCUGCAGCACCCUGUGAUCAGGGCCUUCCUGCAACUCAAGUGGCAGCGCCUCUACUGGUUUUACUGGCUCAACUGUAGCUUUUACUUGGCGUUCGCACUUUCUUUCAUUGCCUUUGUCUUCAGCGUAGACCUGAAGCAUUUUGACGGCGAGGGCACGAAACUCUCCAACGCGAGCCACGCUGCUGGAGGAAAAUAUUUUCACAACGAUCACCAUCACUUGUUUCAACUGACCACAGGCAUGUUGACAUUUUUCCUAGCUCUCAGGGAGCUUUCCCAGGCCCUUUUCCUCACCACAAAAUACAUCUGUAACUGGGAAAAUUGGCUCGAGGUGAUCAUCAUCCUGCUGACAUUUUUACUACUGGUCGUACCGUUCAGCAAAGCACUCGCCUCCGCCCUUACGCUACUCAUCUCGCUGGAAAUGUUUCUCCUCAUGAGCCGCCACCCACGACUCGCUAAUUACAUUCACAUGUUCCUCCAAGUGGCUCGCAACUUCGUCAAAUUCCUUCUGUGGUACUUUUUGAUGAUUUUGGCUUUCGGAUUUUCCUUCUACAUCAUUUUCCCCUUUUGCGAAAACAAGGACGACGAGUCGAAAAAGUGCAAAACCUUUUUCAACACCAUAUACGACUCAAUUUUCAAGACGGUCGUCAUGAUUUCGGGCGAAUUUGAAGCAGGGGAAAUCGAAUUUGACCACGUUUCUAUCACCAGCCACCUGAUUUUCAUCGCAUUCCUCUUUUUUAUCUCAAUUGUCAUGGUGAAUCUUCUAAACGGUCUAGCAGUCAGCGACACGCAGCAGAUAAAAAAUGACGCUGAACUCAUAUUCUGCAAGUCACAAGCGAAAUUUUUCCACGACAUUGAAUCUACCCUCCUGAUGACCUAUCACGAAGGAGACAACUGUCCUUCAGUGUUCAGAUCGUUUGCUAGAUGGAUAAGCAAGAAAAUACUCCUGAUCAACAAUCUGCUCGCUGGGCACAACAAUUCAGUGACUGUUUUGCUGCAUAAAAACAACCAAGUCAUUCCUGAUGUGCGGCUCUUGAGUAAGAGCAGCGUUUUCAGGCUUUUUUGUGGGUGCCAAAUACUGCCUCUACCAAUUCGGAAAAUUUGCAACACUUUCAACACAAUUGUCAGAGAUGCAUUGCAAGUGAUUAGUAAAAAUGAAGAGCGCAGGAAAGCAGUAGAAGCCUCAGAAAAAAUUGAAGAGCAGAAUAAAGCUAUUCCGGACCGUUUGCAGCGCCUUGAGGAGCUCGUCCAAACCCUCCUAACAGAGAUGUCUCAGCAGACACGACCGCGUAAUGGAGUGAAACCAUAAAAUAACAGGCAGCUGGAUUAAAAAAGACUAAAUUAAUUAUUAGUCUGCUUUAGAAAAAUUUUAACACUUAACAUAAUUUUGCACGUGCUUAAUAUUAGCUUUGCAAGUCUGACAAUAAUUAGCCCGCCAAAUCGAAGCGACUGCUGCUUUGAUAUUCACCGGCGCAGCCGCAAAACUCUUUUGCCCCAUCUGCUGAAGCAAAAGGGCUUCACCACUAUGACGUUUGCUGCAACGCGGCCCCCAGCUGAUCGGAGGACAACAGCAGAGCCAGCAUGUCCGAAAGCGAAAGGAAGAAGAUUUACAAAGAGGCCGGAGACAAAUUACUAAAGGAUUUCAGCUACACCCCUAAUAACAAGGAGGAGCUGUUGGAAAAAUUGGCUUUGGACUGCCACCUGAGCAAGGCCUUCGUGUCCUUCUUAAAUGAAUACUGCGAGGAUGGAACUGCCGAGGUGUGGAAGCUGUUUAGGCAAGGAUUCGAGGCAGAAAAAGCAAGAGAACCCACGCAGCACAUUCGAGACGAAAUCAAAUCACUGUUAAAUAGUGGAAUGGUUUGUGUUAAAGCAAUAGACUUUGACAAAGAAGGGUUCAGCUGGAAAGAAGCUCUCGUAAAGGUUACGGAAGACCUAAAGACUUCUUUGGAUGGAAAACCGUGCAGCGUCUUAUUUAUAGCAGAAGUUAGCAGAUACAGGCAUGAGAAUAAAACAAAUGCAGAGUGUUUAAAAAGACGCUCUGACGGAGACUGCAGUUUGUUUUAAAAAUUGCGUUGAUUGCGACUUAAUUGGUGCUCAAGAUAACGGAUUUUGCUUUGUUUGGAAAAUUGCAGCAGGGAUUAGAAUAAUAAACACGAUGACAGGAAGAGCUUAAAACGACUGCAAAAAUUCAAGCUGAUGGAGUUCCACUGCAGAGGGAUUUCCGAUGAAAAUAAGGACCGUCUAAAAAUGACUCAAAUUUGAAAUUAUUUAUGCGCCGCAAGUGCCAUUAUUGCCUCAAAAAACAUUUUAGAUCAGGAUUAAAUCCUCUCAAAGUUGCGUACGUAAAGGACAUUUUAACGAUAUUUUUAAGUUGAUACAGAGAAUUUAUACUAUAUUUAUUCCGAAAAAUUCGUUAGUUGUUUCUACAGCGGUAAAGAGGUGGCGUGCCGCUCUCUUUUGAUAAUACUCGGCGAGCUUUGCUUAUUUUGGUUUUGGUGCACUCAGUUAAAUUAUUGAUCCCCCGAUCUACGCAUGCGCAAUUCACUCUUUUGAUGGGCUUUGACACGCGCGUAGAAAAGGCACACGUGGUAUUUGAAGUUUCGAAGAAGCAAUUAUUAGAUGAAAAUAUGAGUGGUGUAACCUUUCGUGCAAUAACCAAAUUUGUCGAUUUUUGUGUGUCCGUGUGAUGCAGUUUUGCUUGUGUUCAAAUAAUCUGUUCAAAAUAAUGUGUACUACUGAGGCAGCUGUUGCCUACUGCUAUACUUAAUUACACUUCCAUGAACAAUUGUUCCUCAGUUCCCCUCUUAAAAAGAGGAAAAUAAAAUUUGUACAAAAUUGAAAUAAA